Molecule: messenger RNA, 3623 nt
Organism: Haliotis rufescens (red abalone)
Lineage: Eukaryota; Metazoa; Mollusca; Gastropoda; Lepetellida; Haliotidae
Product: dynein axonemal intermediate chain 3-like
Exons: 26
Coding region: 138-3113 (991 amino acids)
Biological process (GO): cilium movement involved in cell motility; inner dynein arm assembly
Cellular component (GO): inner dynein arm
Molecular function (GO): dynein heavy chain binding; dynein light chain binding
Source: RefSeq, a predicted model, not a curated record
UGACAUUGUAUACAACAUCCGGGUCCUUUCAAUAUGGCCGCGUUGUGUUGAUGAUCUCUGAGAUUGGCUCCACUCGCUUUUAAGGAUUGCUUAUUUUAGUAUCUCAUCUUCUAGCACUGACAAAAAAGGUGUGAGCCAUGUCUGACACGGAUGGCAAGGAAACAGACAAGGAGAAGCUGUCAGCUGGACAGACUGAAAAGGAUGAGGACACAAGUUCCAAGAAACCAGCCACUCCGUCCUCCGUCAAGUCUAAGAGCCCCACUCCAUCUGGUCCAGGAAGCGCCAGGACAGGGAGUAAGGCUGAGAGUAAGCCAGGAAGUGGGGUUGUCAAGAAUGCCAAGAGCCCACAGUCUAGCGCCAAGAGUAAAACUGCACCAAAGGCAAAUGCAAAAGGGAAGGGCAAACCCAAGUCUGAGGAUAAGCGUGAAGACACGCCUGCUGCCAGCACCACUGCCGACGACACAGAGGAAGAUGGCAUCCCUGAUGGAGUCGUUCCUCUCUUCAUGGCAUCCAAAACACAGGAGAUCUUCCACUGUGUGUGUGACGAGGAUGUUACGAAAGAGGAACCCUUCAAGAUCAUCCCCAAACAGGACAUCAUAGAGGACAUGAAGAUGAGAGCAGCCAUCAGUGACUUCAGUGUUCUCAAACAGCAGAUCCUGGACUACCCUGGGGAAGAACUGCUUGUGGUAUAUGACUACGAUUUCAAAUACGAGCAGAACUUCUAUGUGGCACUGACAGAAGAAGCCAAGGAAAAACUACUCCAUCCCCCGGUGAAGGGAAGGGAAGGGGGAGGCGAGGAGGGGGAAGAGGAGGAGGAGGAGGAGGAGGUUGUGUACACAUACGUCCCCCCAGAAGCCAAGGAGUGGGUGUCCCAGGGCAGUGAGAAGGAGAUUCAGGAGGAGACUGUUGUGGACACCAGGAGGAGGGUGAAAGUUUGUAUCCGAAGAAAGAGGCUAGAUUUUGGUGCACCAUGUACCUUUGAAGACCGCAACGUCAGUGAUGCCAAAGAUGGGUAUGUGGAGUGUACCACAUAUGAGGAUAAGACAUAUGACUUGAAGAUGCUUGAGCUUGACAAGGGGACACAGGCAAUCCCUCUGAUCUCAGACGCCGGCACCCAGACCGACUGGAAGUAUCCCCGCAAUGCCAACACACAGUACUACCCUCGUGAGUACUCUGAACAGGAGCGGGAGAAGAUAGCGUCAUCCAAGCCAGUCAAGGACUUUGUAGGCACAGUUGCACCAAGGUUUGAACUGGCUCUCCAACAGAAUGAAAUCAUGAAUGUUUUCUUCAACGACUGGUUGAACCUUGGCGACUCGGACAGUUUUGGCAACAAAGCCGACAAUCACCUCAAGGAGUACCAGUCCUUCACAGACCUGCAGUUCAGUAAGGAGAAGAGGAUCACCAGCAUACAGUGGCACCCCAGCAUUAAAGGUGUUGUCGCAGUUGCUGUGGCAGAGAGGUUGACGUUUGAUGAGCGUAUUGACAACGCAGCUAAGGUCAUCAUGACCCCAUCACUGAUACUCAUCUGGAGUUUCACAGACCCCAUCCACCCACAGCUUCUGCUAGAGGCCCCGGAUGACAUCUACAGUUUCCAGUUCAAUCCAGUCGACCCCAACAUCAUCGUUGGCGGCUGCUGCAAUGGUCAAGUGGUAUUAUGGGAUAUCUCAGCACAUGCUGAUCGACUGAAAGCGCCUCGAGGAGGUCACAGGAAGAAAGAGAAGAAUGUGUUGCCAGGAUUUGAGGACCCCAAUGCCCUGAAGACCCCCAUAGUGAGGUACUGUGCAGUGUCCAGUAUAGAGCAGAGCCACAAGGCAGCCAUCACAGACAUACAGUGGGUGCCUGACCACAUGGAGGUAAACAGAAUGGGCAUUCCACAAGAGAACCGAUCCCUCAACUGUAUCCAGAUCAUGUCCUGUGCUACUGACCACUGUGUGAUGUUCUGGGACACAAGGCCGUCUAAAGGCCAACAGGGGAAGGAUGAUGACAAAGGCCCCAAGAACCCAAUGGGCAUCGCUAACACCUUCCGUCACCUUGACCUUCAGUGGAAGCCCCAUCUCAGGGUGAACCUUCACAAGUCUGAGCCAGGCGGUGACCACAGUGCUACCAAGUUCACCAUACAGGAGAGGCAGGGAGACAGAUCAGCACAGCAGGGAGACAGAUCAGCACGGUCAGGGGACGGAUCAGCACACAAUAUUUUUGAAGAAAAACCAGAAGACAUUGCCAAGGCAACAGACAGUGUGGACAAAGACCAGAGUCAGUCAGGAGGGUUUUCCUUUGGGAGCAACAAGCCUGGAUCAGGAAAAGAGAAGAAGACGCUUCAGUCUGUCAACACCCACUUCUAUGUGGGCACAGAGGACGGUGAAGUCGUGUACGUGGAUUGGAUGCCACAGAAAGAUCAGGACACCGGCAAGAUACAGACCCCAAAACCAGUGUACUACCAUUCCAUCCAUGACGGACCAGUCAGAGCUCUGGAGAGGUCGCCCUUCAUCAAGGAGGUCGUGUUGUGUGUGGGAGGAUGGACCUUCAGUCUGUGGAAGGAAAAUGUUUCGAGUGGACCGAUCCUGUUCUCUGCUGCCUCCAACGUGAAGCUGUCUGCUGGCCACUGGUCACCCUCUCGACCCGGUGUCUUCUUCAUUGCCAAGGUGGACGGCAGUGUUGAUGUAUGGGACCUGCUGGACAAGACACACGAGCCUUCGAUCACACAGAGCGUGUCGCCAUCCCCCAUCACCACCCUCUACCCCUUCCAAGUCACACAGAAGCAGCAGCUGUUGGCCGUGGGAGACGAUGCGGGGACACUCCACAUCCUCGAGAUCCCCUGGAGUCUGCGACAACCUACAUCCAAUGAGAUGAAUGGCGUGAGUAAUUAUUUCGAGCGGGAAGUCAAGAGACGAGGGUUCGUUGUUCAGAGAUGGGACUUCAGAGAAACAGAGAAGAGAGAGCUGGAGGCGGAGAUAAAACGAAAAGCUGGGAUUGCUCCUAACGUGGUGUUGACGGAGGAGGAGCUGGAGUACAAGGCUAAGAUGGAGUACAUCGAGUACGAGAAAGAGGAGGCCAACUUCCUGCGGGAACUCGGACUCAAGGCAGAGGAGGAGGAAGUCCUGCCAGAAGUAUAGUCCCCUGCCAAGUCUGACCUCAGGAGCUCAGGAGACCUCACUCAGCAUUACUACACCAGUGAUGCAGCUGUGGGUCAUGGUGUAGCUUCCCUUUAGCCAUCAGUACACCAGAUGCUGUCAAACACUGCAGCAAGAUCGCCAUACAGCAGAACCUUAUGCAAGUUUGGGUUACAUUAAAUCCUGUUUAUUUCUGCAUCGAUGAUUGUGUUAAGGACUGUGAACUCCUAUAUUCGAGAUUGCCAAGUGUACCGAGAUCCAGAUUCUCUAUCACUCUCUAUCUUAUGUCCUGUGUUAUGACCAACUGUGAUAUUUACCAUGUGUCCUGGGACCUGUAGGAACAGCCUCCCUGUAUGUGAUGUUGGCUUGAACGAUGUAGACAUAUAUUAACUGUUCCAUUGUUGAAGUUGUUGUUUUCAUAUUCAUUUGUCCAAUGUGUACAUAAUCACCUGAUGUGUUUGUAAAUUCACAUAAAUAUGUAUAACAUAAUCAAUAAACAGUUCAUUCAAAAAA